Molecule: messenger RNA, 1683 nt
Organism: Ailuropoda melanoleuca (giant panda)
Lineage: Eukaryota; Metazoa; Chordata; Mammalia; Carnivora; Ursidae
Gene: NAGS
Product: N-acetylglutamate synthase
Biological process (GO): glutamate metabolic process; L-arginine biosynthetic process
Cellular component (GO): mitochondrial matrix
Molecular function (GO): L-glutamate N-acetyltransferase activity, acting on acetyl-CoA as donor
Source: RefSeq, a predicted model, not a curated record
AUGGCGACGGCGCGGUUGGCCUGGGCCCUACGGGCUACUUCUGCGGGAGGAAGGCUGCGCGGUCCCCGAGGCACCGGGGGCGCCCGGAGACUGAGCGGCAGCGCGCGACGGCGGGCGUCCAGGGGCGCCAGCCCGGGACGCCGGCUCAGCACCGCCUGGGCGCCGGCCCAGCCCGCACGAGAAGGGACGGAGGGCGCCGAGGACGACAGCCACUCGCCUGCCACGGAGGUGCCGGAGUGGACGCCCCCCGCGCCCCCGGUCCCCCCCGAGCCCCCGGGCGGCCGCUCGCUGGUGCAGCGGGACAUCCAGGCCUUUCUGAACCAGUGCGGAGCCAGCCCCGGGGAGGCGCGCCACUGGCUCACGCAGUUCCAAACCUGCUACCACUCAGCCGACAAGCCCUUCGCCGUCAUCGAGGUGGACGAGGAGGUACUCAAAUGCAGUCAGGGCGUAUCCAGCUUGGCCUUCGCCCUGGCGUUCCUGCAGCGCAUGGACAUGAAGCCGCUGGUAGUCCUCGGGCUGCCGGCUCCCACAGCGCCCUCCGGGUGCCUUUCCUUCUGGGAGGCCAAGGCACAGCUUGCCCAGAACUGCAAGGUGCUGGUGGAUGAGCUGCGGCACAACGCUGCCACUGCCGUACCUUUUUUUGGCGGCGGCUCAGUGCUGGGUGCUGCUGAGCCAGCCCCUCACGCCAGCUACGGUGGUGUCGUCUCGGUGGAGACCGACCUGCUACAGUGGUGUCUGGAGUCCGGCAGCAUCCCCAUCCUGUGCCCCAUCGGGGAGACCACCGCACGCCGCUCUGUGCUCCUUGACUCGCUGGAGGUGACCGCGGCUCUAGCCAAGGCGUUACAGCCCACCAAGAUCAUCUUCCUCAAUAACACAGGAGGCCUGCACGACAGCAGUCAAAAGGUCCUGAGUAACGUGAACCUGCCCGCCGAUCUGGACCUGGUGACCAACGCCGAGUGGGUGAGCACCAAGGAACGACAGCAGAUGCGGCUCAUCGUGGACGUGCUCAGCCGCCUGCCGCACCACUCCUCGGCCGUCAUCACCGCCGCCAGCACGCUGCUCACCGAGCUCUUCAGCAACAAGGGGUCCGGUACCUUGUUCAAGAACGCCGAGCGGAUGCUGCGGGUGCACAGCCUGGACAGCCUGGACCAGGGCCGCCUGGUGAACCUGGUCAACGCCAGCUUCGGCAAGACGCUCCGGGAUGACUACUUGGCCUCGCUGCGCCCCCGGCUGCACUCUGUCUACGUCUCUGAGGGGUACAACGCGGCCGCCAUUCUGACCACGGAGCCCGUACUGGGGGGCACCCCGUAUCUAGACAAGUUUGUCGUGAGCUCCAGCCGCCAGGGCCAAGGCUCCGGCCAGAUGCUGUGGGAGUGCCUGCGGCGGGACCUGCAGACGCUGUUCUGGCGCUCCCGGGUCACCAACCCCAUCAAUCCCUGGUACUUCAAACACAGUGAUGGCAGCUUCUCCAACAAGCAGUGGAUCUUCUUCUGGUUUGGCCUGGCCGAUAUCCGGGACUCUUACGAGCUGGUUAAUCAUGCCAAGGGGCUGCCGGACUCCUUCCACAAGCCAGCUUCUGACCCAGGCAGCUGACCCUCACCGCCCGCCCUGCAGGCCCUGGACAACGGGGGUGAACCAAAAGCCAUGCCUGCUGGAGGUGAUCCCAGGCAGCCACAGGCUGGA